GAUUGGGUUGAAGAUGUCAGAAAUGAGUUGGUAAAAGCUCAGAGGAAUAAAAAUAAGCUUAAGGAAAUGUAUGAAGGAAUGUACAAGAAUUUGGGAAAUUUAGAGGCUCCUGGCCUUGGACUGAUGAGGAAAAGGUUUAUUCAGGCUUUUCAGAAGGACUUUGACCAUCAUUUUGGAAAAGAUGGUUCAGAACUGUUGGAUAUGAAGGCCAGUAACUUUGGUGCGAUUGCAAGUAAUCUUCUCUCAAAAAUGGACAAAAACCGUAAAGAACCUGGAAACCUGCAAGAAUGUUCACCGUGGAUGAGCGAGUUCAAAGCUGAGUUCCUGAGGCAUGAGCUGGAGGUUCCUGGUCAGUAUGAUGGAAAAGGGAAACCACUGCCAGAGUACCAUGCAAAAAUAGCUGGAUUUGAUGAACAGAUAAGAGUAAUGGAUUCGCUGAGGAAGCCAAAACGCAUAACAAUCCGAGGCAGCGAUGAGCAGGAGUACCCUUUUCUUGUCAAAGGUGGGGAGGACCUGCGACAAGACCAACGUAUUGAGCAGCUGUUUGAAGUAAUGAACAUUAUCCUUUCCCAAGAUGCUGCAUGUAGCCAAAGGAAUAUGCAGUUAAAAACUUACCAGGUCAUCCCCAUGACAACAAGACUGGGACUCAUCAAGUGGUUGGAAAAUACUUGUACUUUAAAAGAAUUCCUUAAGAAUAGCAUGUCUGAAGAGGAAAACAGCAGCUACAACAGAAAUGCCAGCCGUACAGAAACAGUUACGUCUUUCAAAAGCAGGGAAAGCUGCGUACCAGAGGACCUGCUGCGGCGAGCAUUUGUGAAAAUGAGCACCUCUCCCGAAGCCUUCCUGUCUCUGCGCUCCCACUUCACCAGCUCUCAUGCGCUGAUGUGCAUCAGCCACUGGAUCCUGGGGAUUGGAGACAGGCAUCUCUCCAACUUCAUGAUUAACAAGGAGACUGGUGGCAUGGUGGGAAUAGACUUUGGAUAUGCGUUUGGCUCAGCUACGCAGUUUUUGCCGGUGCCAGAGUUGAUGCCUUUUCGCCUGACUCGACAGUUUGUUAAUCUGAUGAUGCCAGUGAAAGAAUGGGGUCUCAUUUACAGCGUGAUGGUACAUGCCCUAAGGGCUUAUCGUGGGGACCCGGACCUCCUCCUCAGCACAAUGGAUGUAUUUGUAAAAGAGCCUUCUUUGGACUGGAAGAACUUUGAACAAAGACAGCUGAGAAGCGGAGGCACGUGGAUUAAGGAAAUAGACACAUCUGAAGUAAACUGGUACCCUUUGCAGAAAGUCAGCUAUGUCAGAAGAAAGCUGACAGGAGCCAAUCCAGCAGCAAUCACAUGUGAUGAACUACGCCUGGGCCGAGAGAAGUCCCCUUCUUACCAAGAUUUUGUGGCUGUGGCUCAUGGCAACGCUGAUCACAACAUCAGAGCCAAAGAGCCGGAGGCUGGACUUUCGGAAGAGACCCAAGUGAGGUGUCUGAUUGACCAAGCAACAGACCCCAACAUCCUGGGCAGAGUCUGGAAGGGAUGGGAACCCUGGAUGUGA
This is a messenger RNA of Mesitornis unicolor (brown roatelo), 1539 nucleotides long. Its product is annotated as DNA-dependent protein kinase catalytic subunit-like. The record is from RefSeq and is a predicted model, not a curated record. Gene Ontology annotation, cellular component: nucleus. Gene Ontology annotation, biological process: telomere maintenance; double-strand break repair; immunoglobulin V(D)J recombination. Gene Ontology annotation, molecular function: protein binding; DNA-dependent protein kinase activity. The transcript has 10 exons. The annotation marks the transcript as partial. Lineage: Eukaryota; Metazoa; Chordata; Aves; Mesitornithiformes; Mesitornithidae.